GCAGACCCGGAAGCGGGUUUCGUGGAGCCGAGGCCAGUCUGUGGAGUGAUUGAAUUCUCAAGACUGAUCUUGUCUGAGGAAGAAGCCUGGAAGAGGAGGAAGAGGAAAGGAAGGAGUCUGGAAUGGCUGUUUAUCAGGGAUGGUUGACCUUCAGGGAUGUGGCCAUAGAAUUCUCUCAGGAGGAGUGGGAGUGCCUGGACCCUGCUCAGAGGGCCUUGUACAGGGACGUGAUGGUGGAGAACUACAGGAACCUGGUCUUCCUGGCCAUCUCUUCCAAAUGUAUGAUCAAGGAAUUACCACCCAAAGAGAACAGUAAUACAGGGGAAGUAUUGCAGACGGUUAUAUUGGAAAGACAUAAAAGCCGUGACACCGAAGAUUAUGCCUUUAGAGCAAUCCAGAAAAAUAUUCGUGACUUUGAGUGUCAGUGGGGAGACGGUGAAAGAAAUUACAAAGCAGUGCUUGUGACCCUUAACAAAAAUCUCAAUGGUGGAAGAGAUCAAUAUGGUGGAAGAGAUGCAGGAAAUAAACCAAUUGAAAACAGGUUUGGACUAAGCUUUCAGUCACGUCUGGCUGGAGUGCAGAUACUUCAUACUGAAGGGAAAAUUUACCAAUAUCACCAAGCUGAGAAGUCUGUCAACGAUCGGUCUUCAGUUUCACCACAUCCCAGAAUUCUUCCUAGUGUCCACACCAACAUUUCUGACAAACGUGGGAAUGAUUUCUUGCGUUCUUCAUUACUCACACAAGACCAGAAAGCACACCUUAGGGAGGAACCUUACAAACGUGAUGAGUGUGACAAAGCAGUUAAUCCCAGUUUACACCUCACUAGACAUCAGAUAAUCCAUCCAGGAGAGAAACCAUAUAAAUGUGAUGUAUGUGGGAAGGUCUUCAGUCACAACUCACACCUUGCAUGUCAUCGAAGAAUUCACACCGGAGAGAAACCUUACAAAUGCGUUGAGUGUGGCAAGGUGUUCAGUCGCAAUUCACACCUUGUACGUCAUCACAGGAUUCACACUGGGGAGAAACCUUACCACUGCAAUGAGUGUGGCAAAGCCUUUAGUGAGUGUUCAAGUCUUACUAACCAUCAGGUAAUCCACACUGGGGAGAAACCUUACAAGUGCAAUGAAUGUUGCAAGGUCUUCAGUCAGAGUUCAGGCCUUGCAAGCCAUCGAAGAAUUCAUACUGGAGAGAAACCUUACAAAUGUAGUGAGUGUGGCAAAGCCUUUACGUAUAGCUCACAACUCACUAACCACCAGGUAAUCCAUACUGGUGUGAAGCCUUACAAAUGUACUGAGUGUGGCAAAGCCUUUAAUCAGAGCUCACAUCUCACUAGACAUCAAAUAAUCCACACAGGAGAGAAACAUUACAAGUGUGACGAAUGUGGGAAGGUCUUCAGUUACGAUUCACACCUUGCACGUCAUCGCAGGAUUCAUUCUGGAGAGAAGCCUUACCAGUGUAACGAGUGUGGCAGAGCCUUUAGUAUGUAUUCAAGCCUUACUUACCAUCAGGUAAUCCACACUAGAGAGAAACCUUACAAAUGUAAUGAAUGUGGCAAGGUCUUCAGUCAGAGUUCGAGCCUUCCUAGUCAUCGGAGAAUUCAUACUGGAGAGAAACCAUACAAAUGUAAUCAGUGUGGCAGAUCUUUUAUUCAACGCUCAAACCUCACUAGACAUCAGAUGAUUCAUACAGGAGAGAAACCAUAUAAAUGUAAUGUAUGUGGGAAGGUCUUCAGUCAAAAUUCGAGCCUUGCAAGUCAUCAGAGAAUUCAUACUGGGGAGGAAAAACCUUACAAAUGUCAUGAUUGUGGCAAAACCUUUAAUCAGGGCUCACACCUCACUAGACAUCAGAUAAUCCAUACAAGAGAGGAACCAUAUAAAUGUAAUGUAUGUGGGAAAGUCUUCAGUCAAAAUUCAAACCUUGCAAGUCAUCAGAGAAUCCAUACCAGAGAAAAACCUUACAAAUGUAACGAAUGUGGCAAAGCCUUUAGUCAAAAUUCACACCUUGCAAAUCACCUAGAGAAACCUUACAAAUGUAAUGAGUGUUGGAAAGCCUUUAGUGUGCGCUCAAGCCUAACGAACCGUCAGGUAAUCCAUACUGGAGAGAAACCUUACCAAUGUAAUGAAUGUUGCAAGGCUUUUUGCCAAAGUUCGAAGCUUGUAAAACAUCACAGAAUACAUAGUGGAGAGAAACCACACAAAUGUAAUGUGUGUGGUAAAGCUUUUGUCCAAAGUUCAAGCCUGGUUGACCAUCAGAAAAGUCAUACUGGCGAGAAACCAAACAAAUGUAAUGUGUGCAGCAAAGCUUUUAUUGUGCUUUCAAGCCUAAUACGCCAUCAGAUAAUCUGUAUUGGAGAAAAGCCUUAUAAAUGUAAUGAAUGUGGCAAGGCUUUUAUCAAGCGUUCACACCUUAGGCAUCAUGAGAGAACUCAUACUGGAGAGAAACCAUACAAAUGUAUUGAAUGUGGCAGGGCAAUAUCUGACAUCAGGAUUCACCAAAGAAUUCAUGCUGGAGAGAAACCUUACAAAUGUAAUGAGUGUGGCAAAUCUUUCAGUGUCCAUGCAAGCCUAAGUAAACAUCAGGUAAUCCAUACAGGUGAGAGACCUUACAAAUGUAAUGAGUGUGGCAAGGCUUUUAGCAGGGGUUCACACCUUAGGCUUCACGAGAAAAUUCAUACUGGAGAAAAGCCAUACAAAUGUAUUGAAUGUGGCAAGGCUUUUAGACCAUGGUCUGACCUCAGGAUUCACCAAAGAAUUCAUGCUGGAGAGAAACCUUACAAAUGCCACGAGUGUGGCAAAGCCUUUACUCCAGGGUCACACCUCACCAGUCAUCAGAUAAUCCAUACUGGAGAGAAACCUUAUAAAUGCAAUGAGUGUGGCAAAGCCCUUACCUUGAGUUCCAAGUAUUUUUCAACAACAGAGUCCAUGUUGAAGAGAAACCAUGUAAAUGUGGCAGAGCUGUUAUCUGGGCCUCACAAUGACAUCAAGACAUACAUCUUUCAGAGAAACCACACAAAAGUAACGUGUAUGCUAUGGCUUUUGCCCCAACAUCAAAACUGUGGAACAUCAGAGAAUUUAUAUUGGAGAGCCACCUUACAAAUGUAAAGAAUGUCGUAAGGCUUUCAUCAAAUGUCCAUACCUUUGGAGUAAUGAGAGAA
Callorhinus ursinus (northern fur seal) is the source of this 3151-nucleotide messenger RNA. NCBI's taxonomy places the organism in Eukaryota, Metazoa, Chordata, Mammalia, Carnivora, Otariidae. The record is from RefSeq and is a predicted model, not a curated record.